UUCAUAUAAAGUUCAGCAAAAUCCCAAACGCAUAAUAACUGGCAAUAGCUCGCUCGUAUUCCCGAUCAGAAAACUUCAUCCUUCCAAGUGAUACAGUUGGUAACACGAUAAUCAUGUGUGUGAUGCGAAGUAUCCAAAAUACUAUCGGGGCACAUGACUGCAUGCAACAGUCUAAUGAUCUGGCAAUCCUUUAAAUCCGAGACAAAAUCACAGGGAACGGGUUAUGGUGUCGGUUUGGUAACGCCAUUGACAUUUGUUUUAGCCAGCGAGGUUGUUUACGCGUCUGACAUUAACAUCUUAGGCUGUUAACUGAAAACGACCGGGUUUAGUGUUAGGUUUCCAUGCGUACUUCCAAUCUCAAACAGGAAACCCUGCGUGUUUAGGCAUGAUCUAUUAUAGGCUUCUUAAAAGAGUGGUGCACGUGAUUAAAGUGAAGCAAGUCUUCGCCACGCCUGGUCUCCUAAUAACAGAUGAUUUGCCCUCCUAUACGUUGUCCCCAGGUCUGCUUGUCACAUUUUCAGGUCAGUCUCUGACACAGGUGUCCAUUCGCCCACCUGACUCUUGUCACAGCAGGCCUGGGCUGCCAGAAGCCUCUGGGUGUAGCGUUAUCAGUGUAGGGCACAGGGGGUGGACAGUUAUCUCGGGCGUCUCAUGUAACCCGCAAGUGACACAUUUUUGGCUCCACUGUAUGUGUCACUUCAGUUUGUUCAACAACUUCUUGCUAUACUUGUCUGCUUCGCUUGAUCUGGGACAAUAUUUCUGGCAUAAAAGGAUUUUUUUGACGUCGGGUGAAACAAGAUUAAUAAGUAAUUCCAUGGAAGCACAGAGAGGAACAUCCACCUGUUCUGCUCUCCAUGCCCUCCCCCAAUUCUCUCUUUCCUUUCGUGAAAACAUGACUCGUGAGUUACAGCAACAAAGCUCUAUAUGGACUAGGAUUCAUUGCAACGAAGCCUGCUGUGGAUUAUGAAAGAUCAUCUUAAAGAGAAUAGAGUCUGGACUUGUGAGAAGUAAGUACCACAGGAACCGUUUCUGGAUCAAGACCCCAGGCACCAGCGUCGUAUAUGCAGGCCAGCAUGGCACCUAAGAGCGCUGUCACGGAGUCCGUUCCGGUGCUGGAAAUGGCAGUCGUACAAGAAAAGGAUUCGAAUGGUGGACAGAAUGCAGAGAAGGAGCACGAGAGGGAAGUGGAGAUGUCAGAAGACUCGGCCAGUGAGGAUUCUGUGAACCAUAUCCCAAAGCGGUUAUGGGUCAUGCACGGUGCCGUUAUGUUCGGGAGGGAGUUCUGCUACGCAAUGGAAACAGCACUAGUAACUCCUGUGCUGUUGCAGCUAGGUCUCCCAGAGCAGUAUUACAGCUUAACCUGGUUCCUCAGCCCUAUUUUGGGUUUAAUUUUCACCCCUCUGAUUGGCUCAGCAAGUGACCGUUGCACUUUGAAAUGGGGUCGGAGGAGACCCUUCAUUUUGGCUCUGUGUAUAGGAGUUUUAAUAGGAGUGGCCUUAUUUCUUAAUGGAUCUCUUAUAGGACUGUCUCUGGGUGAUGUUCCCACUAAUCAGCCGGUUGGGAUUGUGCUGACCGUUGUUGGUGUGGUGGUUCUAGACUUCUGUGCUGAUGCUUUGGAUGGACCAAUCAGAGCCUACCUCCUGGAUGUGGCUGAUACAGAGGAACAGGACAUGGCUCUAAAUAUCCAUGCUUUCUCAGCAGGGCUUGGAGGUGCUUUAGGUUACAUGCUAGGAGGGCUGGACUGGACCAAUACCUUCCUAGGUCGAGCUUUUAAGGCCCAAGAGCAGGUCCUCUUUUUUUUCGCUGCCAUCAUCUUUAUCAUUUCUGCCACACUUCAUCUUUUCAGCAUCAAAGAACAUUUAUAUAACCCCAAUCAGCCAGGGGUUCUGAAGGAUGAGGAUGAAGAAAGGCCUACUCCUGUCCAGCUCUAUGGCAGCUUUCCAUCUUCUCGUCUCAUACCUCAACUAGAACUGAUCCCUGAAGAGGAGCUGUUUUCAGUCCAUGAGGAUGACCGUUCUGAGCGGGAUGUUUCAUCAGACUUUCUAAACAUCGACCUGGUGCGGAGUAAAAGUGAUUCUGUUCUAGCCAUGCCAGAAGCUUCUGUAGAGCUUGACCCAGACUUGGACUUGGAUCGCGAUGGGCAAUUUCUGUGCGACAUCGAACCCACUUUGUUCCAGGAUUUCCAGGGACUACAAGAUGAUGGAACAACAUCAGAUUGCUGCAACAACAGCCAUGCAGGUCAGUUCAUUGACCGCCACUUACAGAAUUGCAACAGCAGUGGGGAACACAUCUGUGGAGCUGCCAAAACUGUUAACGGAAGCUUCGCUGUUUCUGAAAAUUUGAUCACUGGAGCAGCGAAUUCCGCCAAUCAACCAGGCAAAGUCAAUUUACGUCCAUCUGGUGUCCCAGUGCGUCGCCGCACCCCUUCCUUCUACCGCCAGCCCUCCUUCACUUUCUCUUAUUACGGACGUGUGGGCUUUCAAUGGAGAAGGCGCUACGGCAACAUGGCUGGGCCGAUCAAAUCUUCACGAAGCCUGAAUGACAUUGACAAAAUCGAUAGACGCCAUGAGCGGCGGAAGUUGCAGCCAAAUCGCAUUUCUGCGUCCCGCAGGAAUGAGGAGGAUGAAGAGAGUGAGGAUGGGGAUGGCGGUACGACGGUCAAACUGCUCUGGUUGUCAAUGCUGAAGAUGCCUCCUCAGCUCUGGCGUUUGUGUGUGUGUCACUUACUCACCUGGUUCUCCAUGAUCGCACAAGCUGUGUUCUACACGGACUUCAUGGGCCAGGUCAUCUUUGAAGGAGACCCAACUGCUGCUGCUAACUCCACCGCCUUGCAGAACUACAGUAAAGGUGUACAGAUGGGCUGCUGGGGGCUUGUGAUCUAUGCAGCUACAGCUGCGCUCUGCUCAGAUGUGCUCCAAAGGAUCUUGAACAACUAUGACCUAAGCAUAAAGAUUGUCUAUAUGUUGGGGACUCUAGGCUACGCUGUGGGCACAGCCAUCAUGUCCAUCUUCCCAAAUGUAUAUGUUGCUAUGGUGAUGAUAAGCACCAUGGGAAUCAUCUCUAUGAGCAUGUCAUACUGCCCUUACGCUCUGCUAGGACAGUACCAUGAAAUCAAAGAGUACAUUCAUCACAGCCCCGGAAACUCACGACGAGGCUUUGGCAUCGACUGCGCCAUCCUGACAUGUCAGGUGUACAUCUCUCAGAUCUUGGUGGCAUCGGCGCUCGGCGCAGUCGUAGACGCCGUCGGUACAGUCAGAGUGAUCCCGAUGGUAGCAGCGGGGGGUUCCUUUCUUGCUUUUCUCGCUGCCGCUUUCCUCGUCAUCUACCCUGAUACGCUUGACGACGAAGAUGAUGACGAUGACGAUAAGUCAGAGGCCGCCUCCAGUAACGGCACAGAGAAAAUGAAGCAAACACCAAGGAACAGUUCCAGCAGGCCAGAGGUUGAAUCCUCAGUUUGAGUGUCGGAACAUAAAAUACUUCAGCUAUUUAAGUACAAAUCAAAAAAAUGCACAAGUAAGUUAAGAUGAAAGAAUAAGAGGAACCUAUUUGAGUCAAAUAUGUGAUUUUUGAGACACUUUCUCUAGCUAUUUAUUAUUUGUGCCCCAUUGUCUACACAAAAGCAUGUUUCGUUUUUGUUGUUUUUUUUUUUUUUUCAGAUUUAUGUCACUACGUUUGAAAACAUUUCACAUUCUAAUAUUUUUAACACAUAUUUCACUUUACAAAUCAGCAUUUAAAUACGAGAUGUACUUUGCAUUUUUUUAAAAAACUGAUAUUUUAUCAGUGAUAAAAUUUGUCUGAUUAUCAUUGUAUUCCCCUCCUCAGCCUCGUAUCACAGGAAACACUCAGGGGAAAGCUGGACGGCUGCUGCUUUUGAGCGCAAAACGCUCACUUCUGUUUAUCUAUGCACAAUGCUAAAUCAUUUUGUUUCCAUUGGUUCUAGAUGUUGAGCAAGACAUUGGUUUUGAGAGUUGCUUUUAGCUCGUAAACUUGAUUUUCUUAGGUACACUAUUUUGAGGUAGGAAGAACACGAGAGCUGAGAAACCGAGUAAGGAAAUGGCUUUGCUGUACAGCAGUGAUUGGCGUGUGGAAUGAAGAAGUGUGUUUAGCUGUGAUAGCGAUCUUUACUUAGUUUCAGCCUCCAUCUCAAGUGAUGACACUCCAGUGGCAGUAUUUUUCACAGCCAAAAUUCACAAUACUGUUCCAGUACUGUUGUGUAGUUUAUAUACACACUUUUUUUUUCACUUAUUUCUUUUAAGAAGACAGGCCAAAUAUUUCCUCUACAUUAGUAACAGAAACUUGCUAAGUGGACUAAAUAAGACAUGGCCUCAUAUGCUCAUAAAUGUUGAUUUUUUAUUUUAUUUUUUUAUGUUGCUGGAAGUGUGACAUCUGUACAGAGGUCAGUAGGCUGGCUUUGUAUCCUAUUUAAUCAAACAGGAAGUUUUUCUUUGUGUGUGUGUGUGCGUUUCAUAAACAAGACGAACACUUUUUUUUCUUUUCUUUAAGCAUUUUUUGUAUAUGUGGUACUGUUGUGCAUUUUUUCAGUGUUUGAACCAAAUUGAAAAUCUAUUCCAGGUGUUUACUUUGAAUUUGUGUUCACUUUCGAUAAAGUUUUACACUUUU
Puntigrus tetrazona (Sumatra barb) is the source of this 4620-nucleotide messenger RNA. RefSeq names its product solute carrier family 45 member 4b (gene slc45a4b). Bases 1062 to 3458 code for a protein of 798 amino acids. Gene Ontology annotation, biological process: transmembrane transport. Lineage: Eukaryota; Metazoa; Chordata; Actinopteri; Cypriniformes; Cyprinidae. Gene Ontology annotation, cellular component: membrane. The transcript has 9 exons. The record is from RefSeq and is a predicted model, not a curated record. Gene Ontology annotation, molecular function: sucrose:proton symporter activity.